AUGAUGAGAUUGGAAGACGAGGACGCCCACCACUCGAGUCGUUGUUUGAAAUGGUGCUUAACAGAAUAUGUUUCAAGAAUAGACGGAUGA
This is a messenger RNA of Caenorhabditis briggsae, 90 nucleotides long. The record is from RefSeq and is a predicted model, not a curated record. Lineage: Eukaryota; Metazoa; Nematoda; Chromadorea; Rhabditida; Rhabditidae. The transcript has 2 exons. Bases 1 to 90 code for a protein of 29 amino acids.